Molecule: messenger RNA, 9323 nt
Organism: Amphiprion ocellaris (clown anemonefish)
Lineage: Eukaryota; Metazoa; Chordata; Actinopteri; Pomacentridae
Gene: prr36b
Product: proline rich 36b
Exons: 6
Coding region: 431-5476 (1681 amino acids)
Source: RefSeq, a predicted model, not a curated record
GCCGUGAAGGCAGCGGCAGCCCUCUCUCCUCCGCCUGUCCAUCCAUCGUUCGCCGGUCUGCCGUAGCGGACCGAAGCCUCAUUCUCCUCUUUCUUCCUCGCCAACGUGCAUCACUCGAGACGCACAAGUUUCGUCGCCGUCGGCUCGUCUCGGAAUCGCUCCGCUCCGUUAUCACCGGCGCUUCUCCUUCCCGGUUUUAAUCCUCAUCCCUGUACUUUCUGUAUCCCCCCUUCUACCUACCCCCUGACUCGAGGACCCAGUCUGGUCUAACACUGGGCGUAGCUGGAGAGGAUUUCUCGCUAGCUUCGCCGCUCCACUGACGGACCAAACUUUGCCGUCUCCAGAAAGCCUCUAGAGUUGUGGCCAUCCUGUGAGAUUUAAGUCAGUCAGCCCUGCCCUGCAGAGACGGACCACUACCAUUCAAGGGGAGAUGAAGCCGGAUGGAGUUGCCAUAGCAGCAAUGGAGCCAAUGGAAACAUUGGAGUCCAAUCCAGUAAAUGAGGCAGCACCGGCUGCAGGACAGGAGCCCAACCAGGCAGCCAGUGCAGUGGAGGGGGAGAUGCCACAGCAGCCGGCAGGAGAGACAGGUCAGGGAGAACCACACUCAGACCAGUCCAAGGAAACCGCAGCUGCCAAGACCAGCAACAAGACCUCAGGAGACCCCAAAGCCAAGACUACCAACAAGGCCCCAGCCAAGACAAAGCCCGGCGCCACUAACCCAACCAAGACCACACCCGGCUCACGGCCCAACACAUCCCAGAGCCGCCUCUCAAACGGCGUGUCUAAACCUCAGACCAACGGUGUGGCAAAGAAGACCACGCCUGCUGCAGACAAAAAGAGCACCCCGACCUCAGCUCCAUCCAAAAAACCAACAGGGACGGCUGGGGCCCCAGCCUCCAAGACCACCACCAAAGUGGGUGAGAAGAAAGCCACAGGGACUGGCCCUAAUACCAACAGUGCAAAGUCAGCGACCGGAACGGCAGCCAAAAAGACACCUUCCACAACUGCUAAUGGUGCCAAAUCCAACACCACGGCAGCUGCUGCUAAAAAGCCCGCAGCCCCGAAACCUGCUUCUGCAACACCCACCAAACCGAGCUCUGUUGCCUCACCCAAACCUGAUAAGCCCCCAGUUUCCAAGACAACCAGGACCCCAACCAGCACGGGAGCAUCAUCUCGUCCUGCCACGGGCUCGACUCGGCCACCCACUGCCAGCACAGCCAAGAGCUCCACAGCUACAGCCAAACCUGCCACCCCUAAAACACCCUCAGCCACUGCCAAGCCUGCUGCCCCCAAAUCCACCUCCACUACCCCCUCUGGUGGCAAACCUCCAGGAUCACAAACAUCCAGAAACGCAACCCCUGUGAAAAAAGAUGUCACCAAACCAGCCACCCCAGCAUCCAAAAAGCCUGCAGAGUCCCCCCUCACUCGUCCUUCCUCUACAACAAAGUCAAAACCUGAGACUCCCAAGUCAGCUUCAAAAUCAGACGUCGCCACCAAAAAGCCUACUGCCAGUAAGGCUGCAGACACAAAGACGCCCAUCCGCAAGGAGAGUAAGCCCACGCCUUCCAAGGCUCCCUCCAAAGCACCUGCAACCAAGACUUCCAGCCCGAAGAAAACUGUGGGAAGCAGCACCCCAACGCCUGUGAAACGCGGUCCCAAACCCACGGCAGCUGCUGAACCUGAAAAGGAGAUCGCUGCAGCAGUAGCCGCGGCUGCAGCUAUUGCUACUGCGGCAGCUGUCGUUGCCGGGCCAGAGCAGGCAGAGCCUCCAGUAGAAGUGGCUUUGGAGCCAUCUGCUGUGCAAAUAUCAGAGCCCACACCAGAACCCCUCCGUGAACCAACGGCAGAACCCCUACGUGAACCAACACCAGAACCCGUACGUGAACCAACACCAGAACCCGUACGUGAACCAACCCCAGAACCCGUACGUGAACCAACACCAGAACCACUACGUGAACCAACACCAGAACCCCUACGUGAACCAACCCCAGAACCCGUACGUGAACCAACACCAGAACCACUACGUGAACCAACACCAGAACCCGUACGGGAGCCAACACCAGAACCCGUACGGGAGCCAACACCAGAACCCGUACGGGAACCAACACCAGAACCUAUACGAGAACCCACACCAGAACCUAUACAACAACUAAGUUUCAACAAAGUACAAGAAGCAUCUCCAGAACCCCCAGUAGAACAACUCCAAGCUGAACAGGUCCAUGAACCAGCCUCCAGUGUACAGUUGGACCCUUUCAAAUUUGAAGUGUCUGCCAACAACUCGGUUCCUUCACUGGGAACCACUGUCAUGUCUCCUCCUUGCUCCCCACCGGGACCUGCUUCUCCUGUCAGAGAACCACAGAAUGCCUCCUCCCUGAUGGACAUGCAUGUCCAGCCUGAUCUCUGGGACAGGGACCAGGACCUGGUUCAGUCUGACAUGCCUCCCCAGAGCACAGUCAAUAUGAUGGGCUUCCAAAGAGAAGAGGAAGAGGAACGGGAAAAUGAUGAAAAGUUUGAGACGCAGGAGUCACAGGAUGAGGAGGACCAGGAAGAAGAGGAGAAGGAAAACCUGUUCAUGCCUACCUCCACAGCUCCAGGGACCUUUAAUGUUUUGGCGCAACCUCAAUUUUUGGGUGCCUCACCUCUGGAUGAUUUCACUCCCAGAGAACUGAUCUCCCCUCAUGAAAAAGAGGAGGCAGUGGAAAAGGCUGAUGAGGAAAUCAAUGAGGAUGACGAUGAGGAGGAUGAUGAAGAUGAGGAACAGAGGAGACUGGGCCAUCAGCCGUCAUCCAUGAUCACUGACUUGAGCUCGUCUCAGCCGUCUGAUGACUUCCAAGUCCGGUCCUCGACCUUUGGUGGCUCGGCAGGUUGGCACGGUGACGACCUGCUGUCUGGGAUGGACUCUGAGGAUGUGAGCAGCUGCACCAGCAGUCGGCAGCAGGGAGUCUCUGACCUCAGCAGCACCCAGCACACCGCAAUACUGGAGGGCACCCAGAGCUCAGACGCCUUGGUGGACACCAGCCUGCGUGGUUCCGAGGGUGAUGGUAAUCUAAUGGGUUCUCCCAAUGUGGAAACCCUGGCUAAUGAGGAGGAGGAGGAUGACGAGGAUGAAAGGGUGGAUGAUAUGGACCUGAGUUCAGAGAGAGUAGAGGAACCUCACAGAGCGUUCCAGGAGCAGGAACGAGAUGAAGAAGAGGACGAUGAUGUGGAGAUGCACAGUGAAGGCGUCACUGAGAGCUGUGGGAAUGCAGAUGAAGAUGACUUUAAUGAGGAGGAGCGCUUAGACAACCUCAAUCGCUCUGGUCCUCCGCCUUGCGUCCCCCCUGCCUCUUCCUGGGGCCAGACCAACCCUUUCUCAGACACCUGGGCUCAGCCGGCCUCCCUGUUGUCUGUGUCCUCCCCCAGCCCUGUGUCUGACCACGGUGCUGCUGAAUCUGAGACGCCCACCCAGUCUCCUGCCCAGGCCUGUUUGGACGCCAGUGCCCCUUCCUUCGCUCCUCAGUCGGAGCAGCAUGAGUUAGUACAUGAAGACAUGAAGGGCUCAGCUCCUGAAGAAACUCACAACCUCCUCGCUCCCCCAGCCGUAGCCAUGUCCCAGUCCAGCACUCUGAGCGGCACAGCUCUGGCCGCCCACAGCAGCAGCGAGACGAGCACACCAGAGGAGCUCCGCGACUACGACAGCAGCUCUGGGGUCGAGUCCCGUUCAGACAAGCAGCAGACUCCAGUACCGGCUUCAGUCCAGCCCGACAUGGAGCAGGAUCUGGGUAUUCACUUAGAGAAGGGCGAUGGAGAAGAGGAGGAGGCUGAGACUCUCCCCGCUGAUGAGGUCCUGGGAACAGGACCCCCAACAGCUCCAGCAUCCGCCCCUUCUUCCCCCUCCACCUCGGGAGACGAGGCCAGCGACACAGAGGGUGAGAUGCAGAUCAAUGACCCUGAUGCGCCGAUGAUGAUGGAUGAGAGCGCUGGGUUUGAAAGCCCCCCUCCCACCUGUAACCUGCCCGCUCUUGAGGAAGACGAGGAGGCAGGGGACCACGCAGCCGGAGAGGGCGAAGAGGACGGAGGUGGGGCCACACCUCAGUCAGCUAAUUCCGUGGCAUCCUACGGCUUUGACUGCACCACGUCCAACUCCAACGCCCACUCCAUGGCCGAGAGCUGCGGGAAAAGCCCAGGGAUCUUCUCCCUGGAGAACGAGGAGCAGCUUCCAGAGGAGGCCAAGGACCCCUCCCUCAUCAAGGAGCUCACCCUGCCAUCAGCUGCUGCUGCUGCGCAGGUGGAGGACCUGCUGGGCAGACCCGUGGACCUGAUGCCUUUGGGCCACCCAGGAGACAGCCAUCCCAGCCUGGGCGAUCACCAGUACAUGCUGGGGGGAAAGAUGGCGGCCGACGAGCUGGAGGAUGUGGAUCCACUGGAGCCCAGCCACCACCUCGGGGCCCAGGAUUCCGGAGACACCGACGACAGCCAGCCGCCCUACUACUCUACCAUAUGUGAUAAGACUGAUAGUUUUCUGGCAGGAGACGAGAAGAGGCACGUCGUGGACCGAGCUCACAUGUGGCAAACGCUCUCACAGCAAGACAACCAGAACCAGAACCACACGACCGCACUUCCCAUAGCGAAUGGCCACUACUUGGCACUGGUCCCCGGCAACAGGAGGCCCAUUGAUCCCAGUCUCGCCGCGCAUUUUGCCAAGAUCGCGCCCCCUCCGCCUUUGAUUGAGCCCAACGGUGCCGGUCGCGCUGGUGGAGAACAGCUGAGGAGGCUGGAGCAGCACCAGGAAAAGCUGAGAGAGAUGCAGCAGCGCCAGGAGCAGGAGAGGCAGAAGAGGCAGUGGCUGGAGGAAGAGCGGCUGCGGCUGGAGCAGCAGAAGCAGCUGGAGAAGCAGCGGCGGGAACUUCUCCAGCUGCAGCUCCAGCAGCAGCAGCAGGAGCACCGCCACCGCAGGCAGGUCCUGCAGUGGCAGCUGGAGCUGGAGCAGCAGUACCGCAUGCAGCAGAAACAGAUCCAACAGCAGCAGCAGUUGAGGAGGAGCCCCACCGGAGUGAUGAUCUCUCCGUCCUCGGGGCUCUGCACCAUCUACGAAGCCAUGGAGACCAGCGACGAGGAGGACGAGGCCAGAGGAGAGCAGAGGAGGAACACGCAGCUGGUGGGGAAGAGGACGUCGCCCUCCCAUGAUUCUCAGAGGCAGCUGCGCCCGGUGCCUCCGCAGGAACUGGAAUGGAACAAGAAGGUGGACAUGGUGCAGCAGCUCAUCAACCAGACCCUGAUGCUGUCUGGUGACGGCGGCUGCCCUCCUCUCCUGCUCCUCCCUGUGGGGUCAGGAGGAACCCUGAGCCCCCUGGAGAGCAGCAUGUGGCCCAACAUGCUUCCUCAGUUCAGCCCUCCGGCCGCCACGGUCACCUCAGUCAGCAGCUACUCUCCGGACAGCCGGGGCAGCUCUCCGCCCGGAGACUGGACUGUGGUGGAGGUGGAGACCCAGCACUGAAGACAGCUAAUCAACGGGUGGUUUAGCACAUGAUUAGCAACAUAAGGGAAGAGUUUGGCAUUUUCUGAAAUUUACACUGCCAGUCAAAAGUUUGGAUACACAUUCUCAUUCAAUGGUUUUAUUCAUUAAAAUUAUUUUCUACUUUGUAGAUUAAUACGGAAGACAUCAAAACUAUGAAAGAACACAUAUCAGAAUCAGCUUUAAUGGCCACACAACAUACAAGGAAUGGGGUUUUGGUUGUUUGAAUAUGGAAAGAGAAUAAUAAUAAUAAAAAAUAGAAACUAUAGAAAGAAGAACAGGGAAAAAAUUGUAAUUAAAAAAAUGGCACAAUAUAUUCAGAUAUUUACAAGCUAGAAAGUAUAUAUAAACACGGUAGUGCAAAAUGAUAAUUGCUAUAUAAUUAUACAGUGCAAAAAGCAAAGAAUGCUGUUCAUAGUGCAAAAAAUACUGAACAUAUCCAUUGGUUUACUGUCUUUUGUACAGGUGUGGAGGAAUGGCUCAGCUGUUUAUUAGGGUGGUGGCAGUGGGCCAGUGGAAUUAUGCUGUAAACAAAAAAAUGUUAAACAAACCAGAAUAUGAUGGUCUCAAACACAUUUAGAAGGAAAGUAAUUCCAGAAAUGGACUCUUGACAAGGCACACCUGUUAAUUAAAAACCAUUCCAGGAGAAGACUACCUCAUGAAGCUGAUGGAGAGAAUACCAAGAGUUAGCAAAGCUGUCAUCAAACAAAAGGGGGCCACUUUAAAGAAUCUAAAAUGGCAAACAUUCUGAUUUGUUUAUCACAACAUAAUUCCAUAUGUGUUCUCUCAUAGCUUUAAUCUACAAUGUAGUAAAUAAUUAAAGUAAAUAAAAACCAUUGAAUGAGAAGGUGUGUCCAAGCUUUUGACUGGUAGUGUAUGUGGUUACUUUCUGGCAUAGAGUUAAACUUCUGAAUCUGAAGAUCCAGAGCUACAGUAGCUCAAUGCAUGUAGUUAAUUUACACAAAAAUGUAACAGUUAUCUCCAUAUUAUAUGGGGGUUAUUACCAAAUUAACAAUUUUUGUAUAGAUCGGUGUUAAUGAUCUUUAAAAGCGGUGGUUUAUUACCUUCAUGCAGAUCCACACCAGUUGUUUCCAGUCUUUAUGCUACAGUUGCAUACAAAAUUAUUCAACCCCCCUGACGUUUUUGACAUUCUGGCAAAAUUAGCAACUUUACAACUGCAGGCGAUUACUAAUCAUAUAGAUGUCCACAAUUUCAACAUUUUUGGGAAAUCUUUGAACAUUUUUUGGUGGAAAAAAAAUGUUUCUUAAGAACAUUCACAAAAAAAAUCAACCAAAAUCCAGCGAAAUUGGCUGGAUUUUGGUAGAUUUUUUUCUGAAUGUUCUUCAAGAAAAUAAUAGAAGUUUUACUGAUAUAUAUGUAAUCACUUUAGAUAUUUUUAGGAUUUUUUGGAAGAUUUUUACUCAUUUUUUCAAAAUAAGAAUUUUCUUGCCACAUUUGGGGGAUUUAAAAAAAAAAAAUUUUAAGGGAAACUUUUAAGAAAUUAUUGGAAUUUUUUAUCCUGAAGGUUUUGUAAAUUUUCAGAAAUUUGGGGAAUUUUUUUGCUGAAUUUUUGUAUUUUUUUCAGACAAGGAAACAAUAUUUUUUGGUGCCUGUAAAUGAGGACAACAGGAGGGUUAAUUUAGUGAUCUCCUGCAGUUGUAACGUUGCUCAUUUUGCCAGAAUGUCAAAAAUGUCAGGGGCGUUGAAUAAUUUCACUUGCAACUGUAUGCUAAGCUAAGCAGCUGCUGGCCUUUACUCCUGUCCUGUUUAUUAUUCUCCAUGUAGACGUUGGAUUUCCUCCCUGUACCUGCUAUGGCCUCCUUCCACAGUCCAAAGAUGUGCAUGGCAGGCCGUAAAGAGUGAUCUGUCUGACUUCUGUAAAAGCUCCAGCCUUCCACAACCCACAGAAGUGGCUGUAGGUAAUAAAUAGAUGGAUCUUCUUAUCUUACUCUGCCAAUAAUUCCAGAAAAUGUCAAAGUCUUCCUCUCAUCAUGAAUAUGCACCCUAAGACUGAAAGCUUUUGACAGAUUUGUGUCUAUAUAUCAAUCAUAAAACUCUUUUUUUGAGCCACACAUGAAUUUCUGGUAACAUCUUCACACAAUGUUCCAUUUUGUCAUCAUCAUAUGACCGUGCAAACUGGAUUUGAGAGUAACAAUCCUCAUUCUUUCAGAACAAAUCCAGUGUUUGCUCCCCGUGUCAUCGAUUACUGUAACCCAGACAUGCAUAUCUCACACUAAAGCCUCUCGCAUUAAAGCAUGUUUCCUUAUAAUACGCUCACUGAAACGCGCUGUUAGAACUCAAAUCCGUCUUUAUAGUCACUUUUUUACAACCACAGACCAAACUCUGGUCUCCCUCCAUCCCAUAGGAGGGGUUAAGCUAUGACGAAUUGCACUGAUUUUCCUCCUUUAUUUACUGUGUUUAUACAGGUAAGUGGCAGUCAGUCAGUACUGUUUUUAUAAUAAUUAUAUUUGUGGAUACCCAAAAAUUUGUGGAAAUGUGUGAAAACCCUACUCUAUUGUGUCCUCUCCACCCUCUGUGGUGCGUUUGCUGUGUUGGUGUGACUUCACCGGACCAACCGAGGCUUUCAUGGACUUAAUGGAGCUGUCAGUUAUGGGAGGAAGCGGGAGGAAGGGGAAGGAUGGGGGAGGAAGAGGGAAGAAGGCCCUCCUUGUUCAGCUGUGAGGGGGUGACAGGAGGCUACCAGGGGGGUGCAGUUGUUGUCUUCCCUCUCGCAUUCCAAAGCUGCAACCUCAUUUCCUGGGUCGGCCGGUAUUCAGGGAGUCGCCGAGGUUACAGAUGAUGUCAUGGUGCGGGAGAGGAAGGAGGAUGAGGUGAUGUACCAGCCCGGUGGGUUGAAGUGACGGGUACCAACACUUCAGCUCUCCCCAAUCCCUAUUUUUGUGUUAUUUAUAUCAGCCAGACUGCUCAGAGUUCCUCCACAUGAUCCUCUGUUGUGUCAGAUUCUGUGAUUUGUGCUAUAUUAUUCAGCUUAAAACCAGGCGAUUGAAACCUUAAAUAUCAAUAACUGUGUUUUUUUUAAUGUUUUUUCUCGAAAGCACCUGUUUCUCUUUGUGUCUGUACAAGGUAGGUGAUGUCAGUGGGAGAUGGCAGGAAUAAAGAGGCGACGGCGCCACCUGUUGGCCGCACGAGCGUCACACUAACCCACUUUCCACAUAAAAGCUCUUACAUGAACCCAUUAGCUCUGUGUUUUCUGUCUAUUAUCCAGUAGCCUUUAUGUGCUUCUGCUGCUGUUGCUAAAAUGCACAAUUUUAUAUGAAGAAUUACAGCGAUCCUAAAUUCCUAUUUGACUAAUAAAUAAAUAAAUAUUUGAAAGCAGAAUAUAGUUUUCUAAGCCGUUUAUACUGCAGCUGAGCUAAGCAUGCUGUGUCAGAUUCUAUUUGUGUAAAAAAACAACGUGGCCACUACUGUUGUAUGCUGCUAUAUUAUCAUAUCCAGAGUUUCUACUGUGUAAUUUAUCACCUUAUAUACUAAAAAGCACAACUAAUAAUAUUAAUAAUAAUAAUGCAUGCGUUUAUGAGAGUGGACCUAUAUGUGCACCUACAUCGUUUUAACUUAGUCUACAGUGCCUCGAGUUCCUCUACAUUGAUAUUUUUGUGUACCUUUGCUAUCAGAUUUCAUAUCAUACAGUUAGUAUUGAAUAUAAGUGUUUACAUUCCUCAUAUUUUAAUAUUUGUUCUGUGAGUGUUUGCCAUAUUCUUCUUUUGUAUUGCGGAACCUUUCUGUGGUGUUGUGCCAAUGGUUCAGUCAUUUAUAGUAUGAAAUGUGAACAAUCACCGCUUCCAGUAAUAAAUAAGAUUGCUUGAAAUCA